AUGCUCAUAACUCCUCACAUCCAAGACUUACCUUCCGAAGUAUUCGACCACAUCAUAGAGCACGUGAUCAUUACUCUGGGCAUAUAUCGGGCGGUGCCCUUGCGCCGUGUGAGCAAGACAUUUGAUGCCGCGAUACUGCACGCCAUUUGCAAACGCAGAAUCAUUGAUGUUCAGCACAAGGCUACCCCAACCCUUUUAGAAAGAUUAUCGCCCGAAUUUCGAGCACGCAUCUUCUUGCAACCAUCUCGCUCUAUUGAAUGCGAGAUCCACAUCUACGUGUCGGUAGUAGCUACCACGAAUGAAGCUUUGGACGUAUACUUUCAUCACGAAAGUGAGAAGGCAAGAUUUCAACGGCAUCAACUGGUGGCCCAGAACAUCUGCUUCCCUCACUUUGGCCUUGUGACAGAUGUCGAUGAUGCCACUUUCAAGAUGUCUCUCAACUACAUUCGGCAACAACAACAAAAGGCAAACGGCUACUCCACUCCAUGGAUGAGGCAGUCAAUGCUCGAAGACCCUGUGACGCAAGCUCAGAAUUUGUUGAGUGCUGCUGCACUUUGUGGAGAUCUGAUCGUCGUGAAAGACGUUUUCACUUCUGCGGAUCCUGCUUUGCUGUCGAACAAUCGUUCGUGGACGCCAUUUUAUCACCGACCCUUGAUACUGGCUGCAGCAGCUGGCCAUUUCGAAGUCGUCGAAUAUCUUCUUGAAAACGGUGCAUGCCUUGAACGUGACGAAGAAGCAGAGCUCACCAUCCUUCACGGACACACCCGAAUUCGAAUACGUACCAGAGAAGAAAAGUUUGGCCCGUGGCAUCUGGCGGACCCUGCGCCAAAGUGGAGAUCCAGCGAGUGGAUAGAUUGGGCCGACAUUGCUGAACUUCCACGUCAUCCGCUCUCGGCUGCUACACGUAACGGGCACACAAACAUCGUGCACUUACUCCUCAAGAAUGAGUAUCGCCUGCCACUAGAUGACACCAUGUAUCUCAAAGCAAUGCUUGGUGGAGCAAUGGCUGGAAGACUAGACCUGGUGGAAUUGCUGCUCCAUACAGUAGGCCGAUCCUUGAACGAUAUUCGAGGUCUUGGCCAAAUGCUAUUGCACUAUGCUGUGGUCGCGGGUCAGAUAGACUCGGUGAAUAGGCUUGAAAAGUGGGGACUUGAUCGGAACGCCUGCUUGCAUCGCGAUACAGAUCUCUGCUCAGGGAGCUUUUUGAUCAACCCGGACAGCCGGUUUGGAUCUUUUGCCUAUCCUUUGAUGAUCGCUGCGUCGAAAGGUGAUCUUGAGAUGACAAAAUUCUUGAUGAGCAAAACGCCCGACCAGUCCUUUAUGGAAACACCCAAGUAUGAGCGGCCCGUCGAGCUAGCUGCAAAGCAUGGGCACGAGGAGGUCAUGCGGCUGUUACUGAAUUAUGGCGCAGACCCUGGCAUGGCCUUUGUUGCUGCAAGCUCGUCCGGACAAAUGCAUUUGAUGAGGUAUCUAUUGGAGACAUAUCCAGACUUGAUUGAUCCGGACAUUCAAGCCAGUAAAACCGCACCUAAUGGCCGAAUAAUUGGACAGCUCGCUCUGAAAAGGGCAACGAAAGCGUGCCAUUUAGCUGCGAUGACAUAUCUGGUGCAGGCCGGAGCGUCACCAGACCACGGUGCUACACCGGCUAUGACACGACGCAACUUUCCGACUGGAACUCGGCCUAUGCAGAUCGCGAAAGAUACGGGUAAGCAAUUUGUUGUCGAUCAUCUGGUUUCUCUCGGGGCGCGGGAGAACGUCUUAGAUCGCGAGAAGAAAUUGCUCGACUACGAGUCGUAUUGUCGAUUCAAUGCGGUAGUCCCGUUCCCAGAUACCUGGGAGUGGAUGAGUAAAUAA
Messenger RNA from Dissoconium aciculare CBS 342.82, 1854 nucleotides. RefSeq names its product ankyrin. Lineage: Eukaryota; Fungi; Ascomycota; Dothideomycetes; Mycosphaerellales; Dissoconiaceae. The transcript has a single exon. The record is from RefSeq and is a predicted model, not a curated record. Gene Ontology annotation, molecular function: protein binding. The coding region runs from base 1 to 1854 and encodes 617 amino acids.